GUAGAUCUUAGUGUCUAAUGUAGCUCUUUCAGUGUAUAAAUAGCCGUCUGCCAACCACGUGCUUAUAUCUUCUGAAUUUCUCACUUCUUCUCAGUUAGAGGGAUACUUUAUAACCUCGCCAAGUGUAACAAGCAAUCGUAAACAAGAAAGAGCACAGCACGUCCACAAUUAUUGUAUGGAGACUCAUUGCGUCAUAGAACGAAACGAACGCCUUCCAGCAUCCCAGAAUUCAGUGCGCGAGCUGCAGCGCACUGACAAAGAAAAAAAGAAAAACAAGGGUGGGAUUUGCACAAUACCUCGCAUCAACAAUAAUAGUCGAGACAAAGGCUAAUCAUCAUGCUGCAAAGGAACUGAGUGAGCAAGGCCAGCUGAUGUUUAAGGGAGCUUCUGCACACUCUGAGUCAAAAAGAGAGUAUAAGCUGAAGGGCUAGGUUCGCUCAGUCUGUGCCAAUGCAGCAGCACAGCCGGCAGCCCGACCUAGUGGAAGGAAGACUUCCAGUGUUUGUGUUCCCCACUGAGCUGUUUUUUUAUGCAGAUGAGCAGGCUUCACACAAGCAGGUGCUUACCCUCUACAACCCAUAUGAGUUUGCACUCAAGUUCAAAGUUCUGUGCACAGCACCAAAUAAGUACGCGGUAGUGGAUGCCACCGGUGCUGUGAAACCACAAUGCUGUGUGGACAUAGUGAUCCGGCACCGAGAUGUGCGGGCCUGCCACUAUGGCGUGAUCGAUAAGUUCCGGCUGCAGGUGUCUGAGCAGAGCCAGAGGAAAGCUCUGGGCCGGAAGGAGGUGAUGGCCACGCUGCUGCCCUCAGCAGCUCAGGAGCAGCCUCAAAGCCGGCCCCAGGAGGAGGAGCGCAGGAUGAAGGAGCAGCUCACUGACAGCUUGUUCUUUGAGCAGACUGCAUUCCAGACAGAGAGCCGGGCAGCGUCAGGGGGCCCCAGCCUGCUAACCGUCCUGUUGGGCCUAGUGUGUAUGGCUGCCCUUAUGCUCCCUACUCUGGGAGAGCAGGCAUCCACAGUGCCUGUCUACCUCCACUUAAGUGUUAAUAAGAAACUCGUAGCUGCUUACGUGUUAGGUCUUCUUACAAUGGUUAUCCUUCGCACAUGAAGUGCCACUGUCUGAUGACUUUGUACAGAGAGGAACUGAAGAAAAAGAGGGGAAAUAGACAUUUGCACAACCAGAAGAGUUGUGAAAAAAGGGGUGAGCCCAUGGGAUAGAUAAAAGCCACCCUUUUAACAGGAACUAACUGCUUAAAUGACAUUACAAACAUGUACGCCCAAUGAAGAUGCAAACAUCAUGGGGCGAGGGAGGGAUGUACUCUUAAGUGGACACCCAGAAACACUGACUGAGCUGGCGACUGAGCCACGCUGACUAUCAGGGAUGGCGGGAAGGGGUUGUGUGCAUAACCGUGAGGAAUAUGUUAAAUUAAAUGUGUUUUACUUCA
This is a messenger RNA of Pangasianodon hypophthalmus (striped catfish), 1444 nucleotides long. RefSeq names its product motile sperm domain containing 1 (gene mospd1). Gene Ontology annotation, cellular component: cytoplasm. The record is from RefSeq and is a predicted model, not a curated record. Lineage: Eukaryota; Metazoa; Chordata; Actinopteri; Siluriformes; Pangasiidae. The transcript is spliced from 6 exons. Bases 451 to 1107 code for a protein of 218 amino acids.